Messenger RNA from Huiozyma naganishii CBS 8797, 2004 nucleotides. RefSeq names its product Emp70p (gene EMP70). NCBI's taxonomy places the organism in Eukaryota, Fungi, Ascomycota, Saccharomycetes, Saccharomycetales, Saccharomycetaceae. The coding region runs from base 1 to 2004 and encodes 667 amino acids. The transcript has a single exon. Gene Ontology annotation, cellular component: endosome; fungal-type vacuole membrane. Gene Ontology annotation, biological process: vacuolar transport; protein localization to membrane. The record is from RefSeq and is a predicted model, not a curated record.
AUGAUAUCCCAUACAGUGCAUCUUGGUUUGGCCUUACUUUGGGCGUGUGGCCAGGUUAAUGCGUUUUACUUGCCUGGUGUCGCACCUACCACAUACAAGGCAAAUGACGAAAUUCCUCUACUCGUCAACCAUUUAUCUCCAUCCAUGUACUGGCAGCACGAAACCGAGGAUGGAGAGAACAUGAAGGGUGAUAAGUCGAGAUACUUGUACUCCUACGAUUACUACUACGACCGGUUCCAUUUCUGUCAACCUGAGAAGAUUGUGAAGGAACCAGAAUCUUUGGGAUCAAUUAUAUUUGGUGACAGAAUAUACAACUCUCCCUAUCAAAUCAAAAUGUUGGAAGAGAAGACAUGUGUGCCCCUUUGUAAUACUAUCAUUCCUGGGAAAGAUGCCGAGUUCAUCAACAAACUAAUUAAGAAUGGGUUCUUCCAAAACUGGCUGAUCGAUGGGUUACCUGCCGCAAGAGUCGUUCACGAUAAGAGCACCAACUCUGAUUUCUACGGGAACGGGUUCGAACUCGGUUCGGUUGAAGUGGUUCAAGCUGUUGCGCAAGCUAAAACUCACCCCAAAGAAGACGACAGUGGCAGUGCCAAAUUGAGCACUCGCGACGCCAAAAAUGUUCAAAUGCUAAAGAACGUGGAGUUACCUUACUUCGCCAAUCAUCAUGAUAUUACCGUUGAGUACCACGACCGUGGUGAAGGUAACCUGCGUGUUGUGGGUGUCACCGUGGAUCCAAUUUCGAUAAAGCGUUCCUCUCCAGGGACUUGUCAAACUUCAGGUGACCCUCUGAUGCUGGAUGAGAAAAACGACAACGAAGUUUACUUUACCUAUUCCGUUAGAUUUGUUGCUUCCGAUACCGUGUGGGCUACCAGAUGGGAUAAGUACUUGCAUACGUAUGAUCCCACGAUCCAAUGGUUCUCCCUGGUUAACUUUUCCAUCGUGGUGGUUUUGUUGUCUUCAGUGGUUAUUCACAUGUUGUUGAAGGCUCUGAGGAGCGAUUUUGCCCGUUACAAUGAGCUAAACCUGGACAAUGAAUUCCAAGAAGAUUCUGGUUGGAAGUUGACUCACGGGGAUGUUUUCAGAAUUCCAUCAAAGUCGAUGCUAUUGUCCAUUCUUGUUGGUUCUGGUAUUCAGUUGUUCUUGAUGAUCUCCGUUAGCAUUUUCUUUGCCGCUCUUGGAUUUUUGUCCCCCAGCUCAAGAGGCUCCCUCGGUACGGUAAUGUUCAUGCUCUACGCCCUAUUUGGGUUUGUUGGCUCAUACACUUCGAUGGGUGUUUACAAAUUUUUCAGAGGCCCAUACUGGAAGGCUAACAUGAUCUUGACUCCAUUGCUGGUUCCAGGUUGUCUUUUGCUCUCCAUUGUUGGCUUGAAUAUGUUUUUAUUAGGCGCGCACUCCUCCGGUACGAUCCCAGCGAAGACUCUGUUCUUUAUUGUCCUUUUGUGGUUUGUUAUAUCUGUGCCAUCUGCUCUAGCUGGUUCUUUAAUUGCACAUAAGAAAUGCAGUUGGGAUGAGCAUCCAACCAAGACAAACCAGGUCGCAAGACAGGUUCCAUUCCAGCCAUGGUAUUUGAAGACGGUUGCUGCCACUUUCAUCGCAGGUAUUUUCCCCUUUGGUUCCAUUGCUGUUGAACUGUACUUCAUCUACACCAGUUUGUGGUACAACAAGAUCUUCUACAUGUUUGGUUUCUUGUUUGUCUCAUUCCUGCUAUUGACGUUGACUACGGUUUUGGUCACCAUAUUGAUAACCUACCACUCUCUGUCGUUGGAAAACUGGCAGUGGCAAUGGAGAAGUUUCAUCGUUGGUGGUGUUGGGUGUGCAAUCUACAUGUUCGUCCACUCGAUCUUAUUCACCAAAUUAAAGCUUGGUGGAUUUGUCACCAUCGUGCUUUAUGUUGGAUACUCUGCGGUUAUCUCGCUGCUGUGUUGUCUCGUGACAGGGUCGAUUGGGUUCCUAAGUAGCAUGUUCUUCGUUAGAAGAAUUUAUUCAUCCAUCAAAGUGGAAUGA